AUGGCUUGUCCGAAGGUGGCAAGGCUCUUGACAAGACCAUUGGCUAGGCCGCUCAUAAGCCAUUACCACAAUGCUUUACCAUGUCAGGCGAUCACUAAAUUAAGGCGGCGUCCUGCAUCAACACAAGCAUCAAGCUCAGCAUAUACGGAUGGCCCGCACAAAGUGAGGACAAAGAUACCAUCCCUGAUGAUGGACACUAAGAGUGACUGGCAGCUAUUAUCGGCAACUCUUGAAGAGGCAGAUCCAGCCAUCUGGGAGAUUCUACAGAAGGAGAAGAGGCGGCAAAAGCAUUUUAUAAACCUCAUUCCUUCUGAAAACUUCACUUCCCAAGCAGUUUUGGAUGCCCUUGGCAGUAUAAUGCAAAACAAAUACUCCGAGGGAUAUCCUGGUGCUAGAUAUUAUGGAGGCAACGAAUUCAUCGAUAUGUCAGAAAGACUCUGUCAGCAACGAGCUUUGGAAACCUUCAAACUCAACCCUGAAGAAUGGGGUGUCAAUGUCCAACCCUUAUCUGGUUCGCCAGCAAACCUUUAUGCCUACUCUGCCAUCUGUUCAAGCCAUGACAGAAUAAUGGGUCUGGAUCUCCCACAUGGUGGUCACCUAUCUCAUGGCUAUCAAACAGCUACCAAGAAAAUCUCCAUGAUCUCCAAAUAUUUUGAAACCCUACCCUACCGCCUCGAUGAGACCACUGGCCUGAUCGACUACAACAAACUCCAAGAACUUGCAACUCUCUACCGCCCCAAGAUCAUCGUCGCCGGUACUUCCGCCUACAGCCGCCUCAUCGACUACCAACGCAUGCGCUCCAUCGCGGAAUCAGUAGGCGCCUACCUUCUCUCCGACAUGGCUCACAUCUCCGGCUUAGUCGCCGCGUCCGUAAUUCCCUCUCCAUUCCCCCACUCCGACAUCGUCACCACGACGACCCACAAAUCUCUCCGCGGACCUCGCGGCGCCAUGAUCUUCUUCCGCAAAGGCGUGCGCCGCACUGACAAAAAGGGUCAACCAGAACUCUACGACCUAGAAAAUCCCAUUAACUCCUCUGUCUUCCCUGGCCAUCAAGGCGGUCCGCACAACCACACCAUCACCGCCCUAGCCGUCGCGCUCAAACAAGCCCAAACCCGGGAAUUUACCGAAUACCAAAAGACCGUCCUCGCCAACGCCAAGGCGCUGGCUGAACGCCUUGGCAACGGCGAAUACGCAGGCGGUCUAGGGUAUAACAUCGUCUCUGGCGGCACGGAUAACCAUCUUGUGCUCGUCGACCUGAAAUCCAAGAGCAUCGACGGCGCGCGGGUAGAACGUGUCCUCGAACUGUGCGGUCUGGCCUCCAACAAAAACACCGUCCCCGGAGAUAAAUCGGCCAUGAAGCCUGGCGGGUUGAGGAUGGGUUCCCCCGCCAUGACGACGAGAGGGUUCCAACCCCCGGAUUUUGCGAGAGUGGCAGAGAUUGUGGAUCAUGCGGUUGGCAUUACGUUGAAGGUUGAUAAGGCGGCUAGGAGUGAGGCGGAGGCGAAGGGAAGGAAGAAUCCGGGCAGUGUGAAGGCGUUUUUGGAAUACUUGGGCGAGGGGGAGGAGCAGAGGGAGAUUUUGUUGUUGAGGAGGGAGGUGGAGGAGUGGGUUGGGACUUUUGCCGAGCCGUGGAUCAAGUAA
Endocarpon pusillum Z07020 is the source of this 1641-nucleotide messenger RNA. RefSeq names its product serine hydroxymethyltransferase. Gene Ontology annotation, cellular component: cytoplasm. Gene Ontology annotation, biological process: L-serine catabolic process; tetrahydrofolate interconversion; folic acid metabolic process. Gene Ontology annotation, molecular function: zinc ion binding; pyridoxal phosphate binding; glycine hydroxymethyltransferase activity. The record is from RefSeq and is a predicted model, not a curated record. NCBI's taxonomy places the organism in Eukaryota, Fungi, Ascomycota, Eurotiomycetes, Verrucariales, Verrucariaceae. The transcript is spliced from 4 exons. Bases 1 to 1641 code for a protein of 546 amino acids.